GAAGAUAGCUUAUGUAAUUCAAUGGCUACGGACUACGGUGGUUCUGUAGUUGGAAUUUUAUAACUCCAAUUCUUUAUUUGAUGUGUGUGUUAAUAGUUUUGCAUACAGAAAAUAUCAAAUAUUUUGAACUUAAUCAGUGUUGACUAUUUUUGUAGGUAUAUGGAUCGUUAUUUCAAGAAACUUUCUUCCGUUGAUUCUUCAUCAGUUGAACCUUCACUUCUUCAACCUCAAGAAUUAUCGAAUGAAGAUAAAAGUAAGGUUGAUUUAGAGAAUCUUCCAAGUGAUCCAGGAGAACGACCUGAUAUAAUGAGUUAUCCACCAAAUUUAAUAGAACAAGUUCGCAGAGCUUACUUACUUAAAGUUGCCACUGCAUCAGUAGAAAGAGCCUUUUCAGCAAUGAAGAUCAUCAAGACUUCUCUACGUAAUAGCAUGGGAGACCAACUAUUGAAUGAUUGCUUAGUUCCUUACAUCGAAAAUGAUGUGUUUGUUAAAGUUACCAAUGAAACUAUUAUGCAGCGUUUAAUUUUGGACCCCCAUUAUGAAAUCUCUAGCUCCGCCACUGAACUUAGUUGGAACCUCUCAAAAAGGAAUAUGACUCAACUUAGUUAA
Messenger RNA from Salvia splendens (bonfire salvia), 609 nucleotides. RefSeq lists its product as uncharacterized. The coding region runs from base 160 to 609 and encodes 149 amino acids. Lineage: Eukaryota; Viridiplantae; Streptophyta; Magnoliopsida; Lamiales; Lamiaceae. The record is from RefSeq and is a predicted model, not a curated record. The transcript has 3 exons.